GGUAAAUUAAAUGAGAAUGCAGGUAUGCAGCAAUGGCCUCUUCUACAUCACAUGUCUCCCAAUUUGUUUAGGUACAGUGUCCCUUCAUAUUUACAUAAAGAGAAAGUUCUCUCUCUCUUUCUCUCUCUCUAAACCACAUCUUUCUUCUAUUUUCUCCACCGUUCUUUCUCUCUCUCUUUCUUUCUCGACUUCAACUUCUGGAGAAGUACUACACAUUUAUAAGGUACUGCUCAUCACCCAACACUAACACAAUUGUCAAAAAGUGUGGUGGAAAGAGGGAUCUACUUCUAUCUGAAUAUCGAUCAGUCAUAUCUUUUCAAUCAAAUCAAACCCUUCUCUUACUCCUUUUUGUUUCAAAAGAAAAAAAAAAAGAAAAAAAAGAAAGAGUCGAUGUCGAGCAUGUCCAUGUCGUCCUCCUCAGCUCCAGCUUAUCCACCGGACCACAUCUCAUCUACGGACCAGCUCUGUUACGUCCAUUGCAGCUUCUGCGACACUGUCCUUGCUGUGAGUGUUCCUCCGAGUAGUUUGUUCAAGACGGUGACGGUGAGAUGCGGACACUGUUCAAAUCUUUUGUCGGUCACUGUGAACAUGAGAACUCUUCUUCUUCCCUCCGUUUCCAACAUUGGCCAUUCCUUUAUACCUCCUCCUCCUCCUCCUCCCAAUCUUUUGGAGGAGAUGCGAAGCGGAGGGCAGAAUAUAAACAUGAACAUGAUGAUGAGCCACCACGGUGCAGCUCACCACCCAAAUGAGUCUUUGGCUAUGGCGGCUCGCAACGGACUGCAGGAGAUGCCUCGGCCGCCACCAGCCAAUAGACCAGCCCCAGAGAAGCGACAAAGAGUACCAUCUGCUUACAACCGAUUCAUCAAGGAGGAGAUCCAACGUAUAAAGGCAGGCAACCCUGAUAUCAGCCACAGAGAAGCCUUCAGUGCUGCUGCCAAAAACUGGGCUCAUUUCCCUCACAUACACUUUGGUCUCAUGGCGGAUCAUCCACCCACGAAGAAGGCAAACGUGCGCCAACAACAGGAAGGAGAGGAUGGGAUGAUGGGAUCAAGAGAAGGGUUCUACGGGUCAGCUGCGAAUGUUGGGGUGACCAAUAACUAGCUAGCCGAGGACUUUAAUUCCGAUCCCUACGCAAUUUCCAAAUCUUACGAUCAUUUUAUAAGCUUCAAUGUGGUUAAUUUUCACUAGCUCAAAACAUAACUUUAUUAUGAUGAUGAUGAUGAUGAUGAUAUUGAUAUUUGAUCGAUCAGGAGACAUUUUUCGUAUUUUUUCUUCUCGGAACUAAAUUAUAUAUUCGCAUUGGAAUGAUGAAAAAGGAACCCUUCCAAUU
Molecule: messenger RNA, 1330 nt
Organism: Camelina sativa (false flax)
Lineage: Eukaryota; Viridiplantae; Streptophyta; Magnoliopsida; Brassicales; Brassicaceae
Source: RefSeq, a predicted model, not a curated record